UUCAUCAGAUUUCUCAAAAGCAUGGAACCCAGAAAUGAAACAUAUGUUUCAGAUUUCCUUCUCAUGGAAGUGGCAGAGGAUCCGGAACUGAAACCCCUCCUUUUCAGCCUGUUCCUGUCCAUGUACCUGGUCACCAUCCUGGGGAACCUGCUCAUCAUCCUGGCCAUCAGCUCUGACCCCCACCUCCACACCCCCAUGUACUUCUUCCUCUCCCACCUGUCCCUGGCUGACAUCUGUUUAAGCACAACCACGGUUCCAAAGAUGCUGGUGAACAUCCAAGCACAGAAUCAGCACAUCAGUUACUCAGGCUGCCUCACCCAGGUGUGCUGUGUCCUUGUGUUUGCUAGUUUGGAUAGUUGUAUUCUUUCAGCCAUGGCCUAUGACCGCUAUAUGGCCAUUUGUCACCCACUGAUGUACACUGUUAUCAUGAACCCCCGCCUCUGUGGCCUGUUGAUUCUUCUCUCCCUGCUCAUUAGUAUCGUGGAUGCCCUGCUCCACAGUCUGAUGCUGUUGAGGCUGUCCUUCUGCACACAUGUGGAAAUCCCCCUCUUCUUCUGUGAAGUUGUUCAGGUCAUCCAGCUGGCCUGUUCUGAUACCCUCAUCAAUAACUUCCUGAUCUAUUUAGCCACUGGCAUAUUUGGUGGUAUUCCUCUGUGUGGAAUCAUUUUUUCUUAUACUCAAAUUGUCUCCUCUGUUUUGAGAAUGCCUUCAGCUGGUAGAAAGUUUAAAGCAUUUUCUACCUGUGGUUCUCACCUCUCGAUUGUUUGCUUGUUCUAUGGGGCAGCGUUUGCGGUGUAUAUUAGUUCUGCUUUUGCGGACUCUUCCAGAAACACUGCUGUGGUUUCAAUGAUGUACACUGUGGUCCCUCAAAUGAUGAACCCCUUCAUCUACAGCCUGAGGAACAGGGACAUGAAGGGCGCCUUGAGGAAACUCAUCAGUAUCUGGGGCACAUUCUCUUCUGUGUCUGUGUCAUCUUCUUUGGACUAG
This is a messenger RNA of Manis javanica (Malayan pangolin), 987 nucleotides long. The record is from RefSeq and is a predicted model, not a curated record. NCBI's taxonomy places the organism in Eukaryota, Metazoa, Chordata, Mammalia, Pholidota, Manidae.